Molecule: messenger RNA, 1209 nt
Organism: Aplysia californica (California sea hare)
Lineage: Eukaryota; Metazoa; Mollusca; Gastropoda; Aplysiida; Aplysiidae
Product: 15-hydroxyprostaglandin dehydrogenase [NAD(+)]
Exons: 8
Coding region: 182-961 (259 amino acids)
Cellular component (GO): cytoplasm
Molecular function (GO): oxidoreductase activity, acting on the CH-OH group of donors, NAD or NADP as acceptor
Source: RefSeq, a predicted model, not a curated record
GAACUGACGGACCGCGGCUUCAGCUUGAUUUGUUCAAGGCUAGACGGUCAGAGAACGUAUAGGUUCAAGGACUUCGGUGUUAGUGUGUGUGACUACUUAUUUUCCUGGUUGGAGUUUGUGAAGUAAAGUUCCAGUUCGUUAAGAAGCAGCUUGGUCUAGUGCUGUAUCGUGUUGAUUUAAAAUGGAUGUGUCCGGAAAGGUUUUCUUCAUCACUGGAGGGGCUCAGGGGUUAGGCAAAGCGUAUGCUGAGACGUUACUGGCCAAAGGAGCGAAGAUUUUUCUCGGCGAUGUGGACCCCAAGGCUGGAGCUGAAACUUUAGAAGAUUUCCAGAAACGUUUUGGGGAGCAAAAUGUCAAAUUCACAGCUUUUGAUGUAACAGAUCUUGGAAAAUUUGAAGCUGCCUUCCAAGAGGCUGUGUCCGCCUUUGGCCGUGUGGACGUCAUGGUAAACAACGCUGGUAUCAUGAACGAAGGUGUCUGGCAGAAAAUGAUCCAGAUUAACUAUACGGCCCUGGUCUGGGGCACAAAACUGGCCACUGAGCACAUGAGGAAAGAUAAAGGAGGAGCCGGAGGGAGAGUGAUUAACAUCAGCUCUGUAGUUGGUCUAAUUGAGUUCUCUUCCGCGCCGGUCUACUCGGGCACCAAACAUGCAGUGCGGGCUUUCACGUCGUCAAUGGCCACUCAGCCAAAAGUUGCCGAGCUUGGAGUCGAGUACGGCGUCCUGUGCCCCAAUGCAGCAGCUACUGAUCUGGUAUUGAAACUAGACGACUCAAAGGUCCACUUUUUGGACCAUAUUAAAGACGCUCUCGCAAGAACGACGAUGGAGAUACCGACUGUGGUUGAUGCCUUUAUGCAACUGGUCCAGCUGGAAAAUAUGAAUGGUGCUAUCCUGUGGGUGACAAAAGAGAAGACGCAGUUUACCAAGAUGAAAGCCGAAGAAGUUGAAAGUCCACCGUCUUAAGGCACUGACCAAGACUUUCGUGCUGGACGUGUAGUAUGCUACAUUUGUAUGCAGCCUCCAAUAGAUUCCUCAAGUGUCCUGUUUAUGUUCCAAUUAUAUACUUUACAGUAGAUGUACUCAGCGAAUUAUCCAAUGUUAUGCUUUACAGUACUCAGCAAAUUAAUGAGUUUGUAAACUCAAAGAAAUCUGUCCCAUCUUUUUCCUUUUGCUCACGUCUCCAUUACGUUAUUACAAUUUUCUAAAAAGUG